Molecule: messenger RNA, 1905 nt
Organism: Candidula unifasciata
Lineage: Eukaryota; Metazoa; Mollusca; Gastropoda; Stylommatophora; Geomitridae
Source: the annotation of a GenBank genome assembly
AUGAUGUCACGAACACCUCAGCCAGUGCUGGUGCGCAAGGCAAAGAAAAGACUUGCCACGGCAGUGCUCGCUGGCCAGGAGGACAGCUACAAGAAUAUCAGCUGUGAUUAUAUCUGCCCAAUAUGUUUUGAUAUUAUAGAUGAAGCGUACAUGACCAAGUGUGGGCAUUCUUUCUGCCGUGAGUGCAUUGAGAAGAGCUUAGAGAGAAGCAACAGGUGUCCACGAUGUGUCGUGCCCAUAGAGAGUUCCUGCAGCAUCUUCCCAAACUUCACAUUGAUGGAGCUGAUCAGAAAAUAUCGCAACAGUGACGAACAAAAGAUGGUGAACAAGCAACAUCUGGACGUACAAGACUGGCAGGUUCUGUCCCAGGAUUGGGACCUGGGGGACAUCAACAACGUCAUGUCUUUGCUGGUUCAGAGAAAGCAGCAUUUGGAGCAGGGAACCAAGUUGGCAGAAACGCGAAUGCUGAAGAACUUUCUAGAGGAAGUCCGAGACAGGAAACAAAGGGAGUUGGACAAAGUGAAGAAACAGCUGGAGUUUCUGAAUCAGGAUUGCCAGUCGAUCGGGGAAGCAUUGCAAGAGUUUGAACAGAAGCAACUUGGCUGUAAUGAUCACCUUGUGCCUAACAACCCCGCCAGGUCAUCGACCGCAGGCUGCAGCAGCUCUAGUGGUGGCACUAAUGGGGAGGUUGCUGGAUCCAGCGGGGAUGCCAGGAGCUCUGGGGUCACUGAAUCUUUUGCUGGGGUUGCUGUUGCCCGGCCUAAAGUGGAGAUGUCGGAGGCCAGAAAGAAGAGAAAACUCAGCCAACAUUUCGAGGAUCUGGAAAAAGUGUAUCUAGACACCCGAGGCGGCUUGGGCUUAGGUGGUGAAAGUGAUGGCAGUUUAGAGCAGUUUGCUGUCUGCCUGUCCAAGUUUUCCCAGUAUACAUCCAUCCGAGCAGUUGCCAGUUUGAACUACACACAUGAAGUUUUCACAAACAGUUCGUCAAUAGUCUCCAGCAUUGAGUUUGACAGAGACAGUGAAUUUUUUGCCAUUGCCGGCGUGACAAAGAAGAUUAAAGUGUUUGAGUACGGGAUCAUCCGGGAUUCUGUCGUUGACCUACAUUAUCCAGUCACAGAGAUGAGCUGUGCAUCAAAGAUCAGCUGUAUAGCCUGGAACCCGUACAAGAAGCACAUGUUGAGCAGUGCCGACUACGAUGGAAUUGUCUACAUGUGGGACACCAGCACCAACCAGCGGACUCAGACAUUCCAGGAACAUGAAAAGAGAUGCUGGAGUGUGGACUUCAACCGCAUGGAUCCCAAGAUGUUGGCUUCUGGCUCAGAUGACACAAAAGUCAAACUCUGGGACUGGGAUCGAUCCACCUCUGUGAUGACAAUCGAGGGCGGAGCUAACGUCUGCUGUGUCAAGUUCAACCCGACAACUCGUUACAAUUUGGCCUUUGGUUCUGCAGAUCACUGUGUUCAUUACUAUGACCUUCGGCAUCCCAAGAAAGCACUGUACGUGUUCAGGGGUCAUGGAAAGGCAGUUUCUUACGUCAAGUUCCUGAAUGGCAAUGAUAUGGUGUCCGCGUCGACUGACAGUCAGCUGAAACUUUGGAGUCUAGGUCGUCACAACGCCAUUUCAACAUUUAAAGGUCACAUCAAUGAGAAGAACUUUGUGGGUCUAGCAACGGAUGGGGACUACAUCGCUUGUGGAAGUGAGAACAACUCCCUCUAUUUGUACUAUAAGGGAUUAACAAGACACAUACUGACGUACAAAUUUGAACCUGCACGCAGGUUAAUCGAAAAACCUGGCAAAGAUGAUGACUCCUCUGAGUUUGUUAGUGCUGUCACGUGGAAGCCGGAUUCCAACAUUUUAGUGGCGGCAAACAGUCAAGGAUUGGUAAAGCUACUGGAGCUAGUUUGA